ACUACUCCAAUGGCUUCUUCACCUGAGUGUAUAACCUGGAUGGUUGUGGGCCUGACUGAAUCUGUCACCAUAAUAGCUCUGAAUUCGUUGACAGUGAUUGCAUUUUGUAGAGACCGUAAUCUUCGUAAACGAUCCACCUACUUGGUGAUAAGCUUGGCAGUUGCAGACAUGUUAUCUGGGGGAAGUUCUGCACUCGACCUCUUCUAUGAUGUUGGAGCGAUAUGUAACUCCUGGAGGUACAAUAUAGAGCAUUGGUACACACAUGUCACGCUCUUCUGGUUUGUCAUCUGUUCGUUAACAAAUAUGACUGUUAUUUCUCUAGAACGCCUGAAUGCAACGUUUUGGCCCUUCAGACAUCGUACGAUGAAAAAGUCAGUCUACUGGGUUCUUAUCAUCGCCAUCUGGUUAACAGCACUACUCAUCCCAUGUGCGUUAAUAAUAAAUUAUCACUAUGCACAUGAACAGAAUUAUUAUUUCUACGCCUGGGGUUCAUUCGUCUCAAUUUGUCUUUUGGUCAUUUGUGUCUCUUAUGUUUUUAUUUUUGUCAAGCUUCGCUUUGGAAAUCAGCCUCGACACCAUGGCGCGGCAAAUAGGGAAAGGAAACUAACCGUGACGUUGUUCACCGUGACUUCUCUCUCUCUACUAUUGUGGCUGCCUUAUGUUAUAACUACUUUUCUUUUUCAUGCCACUAAUAUUUCAAGUUCAUUGUCUGAAAUAGCGCGUUUCCGUUGGCGAGGGGGUUCAAUUUUCUUGUUUUACGCAAACUCUUUUUUAAAUCCGAUAUUGUAUACUAUGAGAAUGCCAGGUUUUAGGCGAGCUUUAAAGAUGUUUUGUCGCCAACGACCUCAGCCACACAGACAGGUUGAGAUCAUUCCCCUCCGUGAGAUUAAUAUCCAAAUUUGAAUUUAACUAGUGGGGGAGAAAUAAAUUUCUACAAAGGUUGUGUGAAGGUAGUUUUUGAUAGGAAGUUUGCUCUAAACUCUCCAACCUCUGCAUUAAAUAAAAAAAAAAUGAAAGAAAAAA
Molecule: messenger RNA, 1023 nt
Organism: Pocillopora verrucosa
Lineage: Eukaryota; Metazoa; Cnidaria; Anthozoa; Scleractinia; Pocilloporidae
Source: RefSeq, a predicted model, not a curated record